GAGCGCGCUGAGGACCGCACGUCAGCCACCGGGACAUACAUUUUUACGCAUUGGAGAAGUUACAACUUUCCCUUUUUUUUUUUCUCGAGGAAGAAAAACAGUUGACGACCAACAGAGAAACUGUGAGUUGAGGCGUCUGAGUGGGCAUGUGGUUGCUGGAGAAGCUCCGCAGCUCCGUGGAGAGAAGAGGGACACAUUCCCAGCCCCCGCAGACAGUAGAGGCCAUUCCAGUCUCAGUUUAUGCCAAUGUGCUAACUCCAGAAAGGAUCCCAGAUUUUUUCAUCCCUCCCAAACUUAUGUGCUGCCCACCGGAGGAGUCUCCCAGCCCGGAGCCCCGUCAACCGUCCCUGAGACCCUCCUCCUCAGCCCAUGCCAUCUGCAGCCAGAGCCCCAGAGCUCACAAAAGCAAGAACCCCUCCAGCCCCCGUCUCUUUUCCCGCAAUCUCCAGAAAUCAGCCAACCGCCACAUCAUCCAGAUAGAGAGUGCUGACGAACCAAGUGCAGGGUCUGCAUGCAGUGUUGAUGUCAACACCAACGCUGACCCCCAUUCGCAGACUGCAAUGUCCUUGCCCUAUGUCCCCAAGGCGCAGACCUCCUAUGGCUUUUCCACCCUAGUGGAGUCUCCUCAUACCCGUCGCAAGGAGAGUCUGUUCCACAGUGACCCCAACAGUCCCCUGACUUCCCCAAUCUCCCAGAGGCGCUCCCAAGGGGGGACCCUGCUGGCCCCAGCUGACCCCAACCCCUACCGCUAUUUCAGCGGUGGGGAGAGUGACACCUGCUCUUCCGCUGAAUCCUCCCCCUUUAACUCCCCUCUUCUGUCCCGAUCUGCCUCCCUUCUGCGCUCCAUCACCCAGGAGACGCAAGCCAAGGUGUCUCGUGCCAAACGCUCCUUGGCGCGACACAGUUCUCUUUCUACAGAUGAAUGCAGCUCAGCAGACAACAGCCCCAGUAUGCAGCGGCGCCGCGUUCGCUGCCCUCCCUCUCCCGCCUUCCGCGGAUGCAAAACCAGCGGCCUAAGGGGCGCAGCAUCGGAUCUCCUGCAGCGCGAGCACACUGUCAACCUCCACAAGGGGGGCACACUGAGGCUGAGCACUCACUACGACCCGGAGGCGGCUCGGCUGCGGGUCCGCGUGCUCACCGCUGAGGCCCUCUAUGACAGGAAGACGGACCUGAAAAGCAUCAACUGCUGCGUGGUGCUCUACCUGAAUCCUGGUAAGCAGCAGAAACAAAGGAGCACCAUUAUCAAGAACAGCAGGAAUCCGGUUUUCAAUGAGGACUUUUUUUUCGAUGCACUGCCUCAGACACAAGUAAAGAGUCUGGCCAUGAAGAUAAAGGUGGUGAACAAAGGAACCAGUCUGAAGAGAGAUGUGCUUCUGGGAGAAAGGGAGGUGCUUCUCAGCGAGCUGCUCACAGGCCUCUAGGGAGCAUCUGUCAAGACUCAGGUGAAAGUAAGCAGCAGCUCGUACCGCUCUAAGCCCCCUCCUCUCUGGCGACCUUUUCAAGGAUCUGAUGAAUUCUGGAUAUGAGGAAGCAUACUGAUGACAAGGGAGUUUUAUCAUUCACACUGUGUUAUACACCAGUGAGUUCUCCUUACCAAGUUGUUACUGGCAGUUUGUCAGUCCAGUUUAAGCAGAAGCAAGCCAUCACACUGUACAUGUUUGCCACUAAACGAAGAACGCGAAUGUUGGAGCUGUGGUCCUUGUCUGUGUAUUUCAAUUUGGGCCUCACGUUUCAGAAGGAGUCGCCCUCUCUGAUUAGCAUUGUGAUGUGGUCAGAAUCCUGUCACCUGCGCUGUUAUACUGAUAUCGUCUUGAGUUGAAAAUGUGUUUUUGUUAUAAAUAUUGACAACAAAUGGAGUUUUUGCAUGUAAAUGUGGAAAUAA
Messenger RNA from Cololabis saira (Pacific saury), 1882 nucleotides. Its product is annotated as C2 calcium-dependent domain-containing protein 4C-like. Bases 147 to 1421 code for a protein of 424 amino acids. The record is from RefSeq and is a predicted model, not a curated record. NCBI's taxonomy places the organism in Eukaryota, Metazoa, Chordata, Actinopteri, Beloniformes, Belonidae. The transcript is spliced from 3 exons.